Mesocricetus auratus (golden hamster) is the source of this 5547-nucleotide messenger RNA. It is a transcript of the gene Col17a1, whose product is annotated as collagen type XVII alpha 1 chain. NCBI's taxonomy places the organism in Eukaryota, Metazoa, Chordata, Mammalia, Rodentia, Cricetidae. The transcript has 54 exons. Bases 319 to 4722 code for a protein of 1467 amino acids. The record is from RefSeq and is a predicted model, not a curated record.
GUUUGGUUCCUGGAGGCAGAUUUUUUUUUUAAACCCAGCAAGUGUCAGAUAAUUGGAAGGGUGGGGUAAGGCUGCAAACCACGGUACACCUUUGUCAGGACUUGUUUUCAAGCAAAGCCCUGAAGGAAACAAGAGGGAGAGGAGAAGCAAACAUUUUUGAAAGAUCACUCAGCUUUAACACACCUUGGCUGGGGCUGGAUAAAAAAAAAAAAGGCGGCCCUGCAAACUUGUGGAAGACAGGCAUAGGAGGAAGAGAGAGAGGGUGUCUGCUCAAAGCUGUUUCCAGCUCCUCCAGACUCGAAGCCAGGUGGCUAUGGGAUGGAUGUGACCAAGAAAAACAAGCGAGAUGGCACUGAGGUCACCGAGAGAAUUGUCACGGAAACCGUAACUACAAGACUCACAUCCUUACCACCAAAAGGGAGCACCAGCAAUGGAUAUGCUAAGACAGGCUCUCUCGGCGGAGGAAGUCGGCUAGAGAAACAAAGCCUGACUCAUGGCAGCAGCGGCUACAUCAACUCAAGUGGGAGCAUCCGGGGCAACGCUUCCACCUCCAGUUACAGGAGAGCUCACUCACCGGCCUCCACCCUGCCCAACUCUCCAGGCUCCACCUUCGAAAGGAAAACUCACAUGACCCGCCAUGGAACCUACGAAGGGAGCUCCAGCGGCAACUCCUCCCCUGAGUACCCACGGAAGGAACUCGCAUCUUCUGCAACCAGAGGGCGAAGCCAAACACGAGAAAGCGAAAUUCGAGUUCGACUGCAGAGUGCGUCUCCAUCCACCAGAUGGACAGAACUCGAUGAAGUCAAACGCUUGCUUAAGGGGAGCCGAUCUGCAAGUGCGAGUCCCACCAGGAACACCUCCAGCACACUCCCCAUCCCCAAGAAAGGCACCGUGGAGACCAAAAUGGUGACAGCAAGCUCCCACUCAGUAUCAGGAACCUAUGACACGACAGCACUGGACACCAACCUUCCCUCCCACAUGUGGUCCUCCACCUUGCCUGCAGGGUCCUCCAUGGGGACCUAUCACAACAACAUGACAACCCAGAGCUCAUCCCUCCUCAACACCAAUGCCUACUCAGCAGGGUCAGUCUUCGGAAUGCCAAAUAACAUGGCGUCCUGCUCUCCCACCCUGCUCCCCGGACUCAGCAGCUGCUCCUCGGUGUUUGGCAUGCAAAACAACCUGGCCCCCAGCUCUUCGGUCCCAGCCCACGGCACAACCACCGCUCCCACAGCAUAUGGCGUGAAGAAAAACGUGCCACAGCCACCCACUGUCACCAGCACCGGUGUGUCCACUUCUGCCACCUGCACCACCAGCGUCCAGAGUGACGAUCUCUUGCAUAAAGACUGCAAGUUCCUGAUUCUGGAGAAAGACAAUGUACCCUCCAAGAAGGAGAUGGAACUCUUGAUCAUGACCAAGGACAGCGGGAAGGUCUUCACUGCCUCCCCUGCCAGUGUCUCUACAACUUCCUUUUCAGAAGACACCCUGAAAAAGGAAAAGCAGGCUGCAUAUGCCGCUGACACAUGCCUAAAGGCAGAUAUAAAUGGAGACCUAAAUACUGUGUCCACAAAGGGCAAGGCCACCUCCGUAGAAAACCAUAACUAUGACCGAGGCGGCGGCAGUGGCGGUGGAGCCAGAGGCGGCGGUGGCAGCGGUGGUGGAGGCGGUGGCGGAGGAACCUGGGGCGCUGCGCCUGCCUGGUGCCCCUGCGGCUCCUGCUGCAGCUGGUGGAAAUGGCUGCUGGGCCUGCUGCUCACCUGGCUGCUGCUGCUGGGUCUGCUGUUUGGCCUCAUUGCUCUGGCGGAGGAGGUGAGGAAGCUGAAAGCGCGAGUGGACGAGCUGGAGAGGACCAGGGUGCAGUAUUUUGAAGACAAGACGGAGAGAAGUAGCAAGGACCGUCUCCUGGGUGACAUGCCCGGCGUGGGGCCCGGAUUAGGCAAAGCAGACCUGGAUGGCCACAGCCAGGAGGCGAUCUGGCUGUUUGUGAGGAACAAGCUGAUGACAGAACAGGAAAACGGAAAUCUCCGAGGAAACCCUGGUCCAAAAGGUGACAUGGGAAGUCAAGGCCCUAAAGGAGACCGAGGCCUUCCUGGGACCGCAGGAAUUCCUGGGCCCCUGGGCCACCCCGGCCCAGAAGGACCAAAGGGACAAAAGGGCAGCAUUGGAGAUCCUGGUAUGGAAGGACCCAUAGGCCAGAGAGGACUAGAAGGCCCCAUGGGACCUCGUGGUGAACCUGGGCCUCCUGGGUCUGGAGAGAAGGGAGACAGAGGGAUUGCUGGAGAACAAGGUCCUCGAGGCCUCCCUGGUGUCCCAGGUUCUGUGGGUCCCAGAGGUCCCAAUGGCUCUCCUGGUCCACAGGGACCCCCAGGCUCUACGGGUCCCCAAGGGCUCCGAGGUGAAGUGGGACUCCCUGGUGUCAAAGGUGACAAAGGACUUGCGGGGCCCCCAGGACCCAAAGGUGACCAGGGCGAGAAAGGACCCAGAGGCCUCACAGGGGAGCCUGGCGUGCGGGGUCUACCUGGAGCUGUGGGUGAACCUGGAGCCAAAGGCGCAAUGGGUCCCGCCGGCCCUGAUGGACAGCAAGGCCCCAGAGGUGAGCAAGGCCUGACAGGGAUGCCUGGAACCCGAGGCCUACCAGGACCCUCUGGAGACCCAGGAAAGCCAGGUGUCACAGGGCCCCAAGGACCACAGGGACUUCCUGGUAGCCCUGGCCGACCGGGGACUAAAGGUGAACCUGGCGCUCCAGGCAGAGUCAUGACUGCAGAGGGAUCAUCGACAAUCACUGUCCCCGGACCUCCUGGGCCUCCCGGUGCCAUGGGACCCCCAGGACCUCCAGGAACCCCAGGUCCUGCUGGCCCUGCUGGUCUCCCAGGACAACAAGGCCCACGAGGAGAGCCGGGACUUGCUGGUGACUCAUUCAUAAGCAGUGGCAGCUCCAUCUCCGAGGUCCUCGCUGCCCAAGGAGUUGACUUGCGGGGUCCCCCCGGCCCACCUGGCCCACGAGGGCCACCAGGGCCUUCCAUCCCAGGCCCACCAGGACCCAGAGGUCCUCCAGGGGAAGGCGUGCCAGGCCCACCGGGCCUACCAGGAUCUUUCCUGACCGACUCGGAAACCUUCUUCUCGGGCCCUCCGGGUCCACCUGGCCCCCCAGGUCCCAAGGGAGACCAAGGUGAUCCUGGUGUCCCAGGUACUCCUGGCAUCCCUGGCGGUCACUCUCAUGGAGAAUCAUCCAGCACUACAUACAGGCAGGGCCCACCUGGCCCUCCAGGGCCCCCUGGGCCUCCAGGCUCCUUCAGCAGCUCUGGCCAGGAUAUCCAACGCUACAUCGCAGAGUACAUGCAGAGUGACAGCAUCAGGACCUACCUCUCUGGAGUUCAGGGUCCCCCAGGCCCACCAGGUCCUCCAGGGCCUGUCAUCACCAUCACAGGAGAGACUUUCGACUACUCCCAGCUGGCAAGCCAGGUGGUCAGCUACUUGCGGACAUCGGGCUACGGUGUCAGCCUGUCCUCUGCCUCCUCAGAAGAUAUCCUGGCCAUGCUGCGACGGAAUGAUGUGUGGCAGUUCCUGCGUCAGCACCUGGUGGGUCCCCCAGGCCCCCCUGGGCCACCAGGAGUUGGUGGAGAUGGGUCCCUCCUGUCCUUGGACUAUGGAGAGCUGAGCAGACACAUUCUCAACUAUAUGUCAAGUUCUGGAAUCAGCUUUGGGCAUCCUGGCCCACCAGGGCCCCCUGGCCUGCCAGGAACAUCCUAUGAGGAGCUGCUCACCAUGCUCCGAGGGUCUGACUACAGGGACAUCAUUGGACCUCCAGGACCGCCCGGGCCACCUGGGAUGCCAGGCAGCGCGUGGUCCAGCAUCAGCGUGGAGGACCUCUCAUCUUACCUGCACACAGCUGGCUUGUCCUCCAUUCCAGGCCCUCCAGGCCCUCCUGGACCCCCAGGUCCUCGAGGACCCCCAGGUGUCUCAGCAGCUUUGGCCACCUAUGCAGCUGAAAACAGCGACAACUUCCGCAGCGAGCUGAUUGGUUACCUCACAAGUCCUGAUGUCCGUAGCUUCAUCAUUGGCCCGCCAGGCCCCCCGGGGCCCCAGGGACCACCUGGAGACAGUCACUUAAGGGACAACUACAGCUGGGGUAGCAGCUCCUCAGCCAGACGGGGCACUGCCUACAGCUCUUCCGUGGGCAUGGGGGGAGCCAAUGGAGGCUCCCUGGGCGAAGGCAGAACCUUUGGUACAGGAGAUGGGGGUCCCUAUGGCACUGACAUCGGCCCAGGAGGAGGUUAUGGGGCAGCAGCCGGUGGCAUAUAUGGCACCGAUGGCGACUCAUUCCGGGCUGGCUUCACUGGAGACCUGGAUUACAACAAGCUGGCAGUGAGGGUGUCUGAGAGCAUGCAGCGUCAAGGCCUACUACAAGGGAUGGCCUACACCGUCCAGGGCCCACCAGGUGUGCCUGGGCCCCAGGGCCCUCCUGGCAUCAGCAAGGUUUUCUCUGCCUACAGCAACGUGACACAGGACCUCAUGGACUUCUUCCGGACACAUGGAGCUAUUCCAGGCCCACCUGGGCAAAAGGGAGAGGCGGGCACCCCAGGACCCAAAGGUGACAGGGGCCUUGCUGGACAACGAGGUCCUCCUGGGCCACCUGGCCCUCGAGGGCAGAAAGGAGACAAAGGAGACAAGGGCGACCAAGUCUACACUGGGAGAAGGAGGAGGAGUAUUGCCAUCAAGCCAUAAGCUCUCGGACCAGUACUCGGGUGCCUAUGUCCAAGUGUCCCCAGGGGCUGGAACCAAGUCACCUAGCAACACUUGUUUUAGUCUGAACAAAAUGUAUACAUACGGAAAACUCAGACACACAAUGAAACACAGCUACACUGAUUGGGUGGGCCUUUGGAAUAGCUGCAAAAUGUAAUGAGACUUAACCUCUCUGCUAUACAGAUCCGAGCUCCCUGGCUCCUGCAGCACUUAGCUCAGGCCUAAACCUCAGACCCAGCUACAUAAAUGUUGGCUGGGGAGUCUUGGCGCUUUGCCUAAAAAUGAGCCCAGAAAAUGGAAAGCGGGAUGGGGGGCCUUCGCAGGGUGACACUUGAUGGGCGCUUUCUGGUUACUGUUACCAAGGCUUGCUUUCAGCUCCUUCCCUGCUCACUCUGCGUUCUCCAGUCCCAGACAAGAAGGGGCCCUGACAAACUCACUUCCUCAGAGGCAGUGGCGUUUCAGACAGCUAUCACAGUCAAGAUGCCAAUCACCUCCCACUGGUUUCCAAGCUUGACUGGUGGAAGCUAUGGCCUGUGUCCUUGUGCACACCAGAAGUAACAGUUAUGACACCACACUAGACCACAGCGGACAGUACAAGAGAGGCAGAGAGCAAGGAGGAGGGAAUCCCUGAUGCUGGGGAAACGUGGCUUCCACACCCCCGCUCUGCACACAGCGAGUGGCAUGGGACCUGGGUGCAGCUGGUUUUUAAGCACUUUUCACUGUCCAAAACAUUUGUAUGUAAUCUGUAAGAUGAAAAUUCAUUUCAACUGUAAAAUUUUCAAAUAAAGUGUUUUUUUUUCUUUUUUA